AGCGCAGAGCGCAGCGCCCCGCUGAAACAGACAGUCUGUCACACAGAGGAGCUCCAAACCCUUACGGGAUUUGAAAGACAACAGGAGAGGAUUACCUGAGCGAACAAGGGAUCCAUGCAGGUGAUGUGAGGACAAGGACAAGAUUCAAUUCUGCCCCAUCUGUCCGUCAACAAACCAAGUGCCUUGGUGCCGGCCACCCUCAAGUCACCUCAACCACGACGGGCACCAAACAAACUCACCUCAGACAGCCGGCACAGAGCAAAUAUUUGAGGCCAUUAAAUCUUAUUUUUCCAGGCUGCAGUCACUGAAAAGAUCAACAGUGAAGGGUGUAGUUGGGAGACAGAAAGAAAGAAGAAAAAGUGGGGGAGGAAAAAGUAACCCUUUCAAAGUGCACCCUGCCUGCUAUUUCUGCUGUGCUGUGGGCAGGCAGCGUCUCAUUUGGGAGUGAUCUUGGCUGACAAAAAAAGGACUUCCCAGUGCCCUGCCUGCCGAUCCAAAUGCCUGCAUAAAUACUGGAUAGAGAUAUCAUUUGUCUGGCCUCUAACACUACCCAACAAAGAGACUCCCUGCUAACUAUAGAAAACAUUACACCAAACUUUGACUUUGCUGUGUUUUGCUACCUCUCUAUUACUCUAAAGAAGAUUCAAGAGCUGUGAGAACGUAAUUGAGAACUGCUAUCAACACUUUCAAAAGUCUCUCUUGAAAUUUAUGUUAGAAAUUCACUGGGCCCACAUCGUAUCCCUGAGGGACUCCCUGUCAGUCAUUUAGGGAUUGCAGUUUUGAUGUCUUUCUCAGCUCAGUGAAUCAACAUGAAGCCCCUAACACCAAUUGGAUCCCCCUCUCCCCUGAGGCUCCUCAACAAGGGUCCAGACUACCUGCGCAGGCAGAUAGAUGGUGGAGGAAAUGGACGCUCAAUCAGCGCUGUAGAAAGGCUUGAGGCAGACAAAGCCAAAUAUGUUAAGAGCCAGCAGGUGAUCAAUACGAAACAGGAGCCAGUUCUGGUGCCCUGUGCCACCCCUCCACCACAGCCCGGCCGAGCUUUUUCCACCCCUGGUUUCAUGACACCUAAUCUUCCCCCUCGACGGUCAUCAAACACCGCUUUCUCCACACUCUCUGGCUCCUUCAACUCAAGGGAUGAAAAUGAAAAUGAUGACUCCAGAAAGGAGAACAGACGGACUUCCGUUGACGUCGAGGCACACAACAGGAGCAAUGUGAACCAUGCACUGCCUCCCAACCCUAGGACUCCUGGGAAAAACAUUUUGGUAGCACCACACAGUGCUCCCGUACUCAGAAGAUCUACUGGCAAACGCAUGCUGAGGCCAGACUCCCUAGUCAUGUACAGGCAGAAGAAAGAGUGCAAGAGCCCAAGUGGUGCACCAGAAGGAGAGAACAAUAACUCAGAAGUGAAGGGUUAUAGCUUUGUACGCCGCCUCUUCCAGGGCUCUAUGAGGGAAAAGAGCAGCGUAGGUGAAGGAAGAAUACAGAAAAUGGUGAUUGGUGAGGAAAAAGCGCCACCACGAGAUGGAGAAUCUCGCAUGUCUUGGACCAACGAAAAAGACACUACAGAUGGUGGACUAGGAAGCAGAAGGUCAAGUAAAACCGACCAAGAACGCAGCCCAGGGUCCAUCCCGAGCCCUGGGUUUAGCUGUGCGCUUGAACUGACAAAGAAUGUUACAAAUGGUACCAAUGAAGGAGACAACAACGGUAUCACCAAUGGCAACCACUCAAGUCCCCCGAUGUCAGAAUGACCCUGGAAGCGGGCAUCACCUCCACCAGCACCCAGAAGGCGGUUUGAGCUGCAGCGCUCAAAGUCAGAUCUUCAUCUUCGCUGCUCAGUAGCACUUUCAGAGCAGGACAUUUUUUUUGACUACUGCGGGCUGGACAUGGACAUGAUAGAGCGCCUGGGUCGAGAGAACUUUCUAUCUGGUGCCAGCUCCAUAGACACACUGUCGUUGGCCCUCCGCAGUGUAGUUGGGGAUGGCUGCGGCGGCUCAGAGCCCAGCGAGUUUUCCCGACACUCAGGAGACGGAUUGUUUCAGGAGGAGCUGGCUGAUCAGAUUCCCACUGGUGUGUCGAUAAUUGAGAGGAAUGCUCGUGUCAUUAAGUGGCUUUAUGGGUGCAAGAACGCUGCUAAAGAGGGACCCAAAGAGUCUACUGUUUAAAACAGGGACUAGAGACCAUGUGCUGUGGAGUGCCAAGAGUUCGAAGGUUUAUUUUCUGGUAAAACAGUAAACCAGUAGAUCUGAAUAUCCUUAACUAAUCAGUGAAACUACUUAUUGUAGCAUUCAGUUCUGGAGACUUUCCCCCUCUGUGCAGAAAUUUGCUACUGAAAUGCACUUCAAACUAAAAGUCAAGGCAUUGAAUCACCACUGAAUUCAGAGUGGGCUGUGAUUAGCUCACAGCAAUGCCACAAUGCAUCACAGAAAGAAAAAAUAGGACUCUGUUCUAUUUUUGAGCCAAAGCAUCAAUGCAAGUCAAAACAGCUGAGCUUCAGAAAGCAAAGCAGCGACAAAAUAUGAUUUUUCUUUGAAAUCUCCUAGAGUAUCUAUGGACUAAGGGUUUGUUUCAGGUUCUAAUACCUGCACAACGGGUUAGUAUUCCACAGCACAUGAAAACCUUUACUCCCUUGUUUUCCCCUGACUCCAAAGAGACUGUUUUUUUUUUUUUUUAAAAGAACAACUGCCACCAGUUUAUCUUGUCAAAUUGAUAUAUUGUAUUUAUAGAUCCUAUGGAAGAAUUGUGUGGGUGAAGACAGGUCGAACUGGUGACUGGAACCAUUUUUUCCUGCAAAGUGUUUUAGUACUUGUCUGUUUGUGUGGCUGUGUUAAGAGUGAACUUUAGUGUCCUCUCCCUUUGUAGCUUUUUCAGUUAUUGAUCGAACUGGAAUAAACACUGAUCUGGAAUCAGCCCCUGAGACCCCUCACGAGGCACAUGUAUGUUUGUCACAACAGAGUCACAGUUUUGUAUCCUGAACACCUUCUCUUUCCCUUAAUGACUAAAUUGAAAUGGAAAACCACUAAGCUAUGUUUUUUUUUCUAGACUGGAAAACUGUUGUGUGAGUGUGAAGUGAACCAUGAGUACCUCAUUCGGAUCUGUCCCAGUUUAGUUUGUGUGUGUUUUUUUUUUUUUUUUUACUCCUUAAACGCAGGCGUUGGAACAAACAUGCGAGACGCCCCUGUGGGGUUGUUAAUGCACUGAACUGGAUAGAAGGAGAGGAAAGAUAAAGAUAUAGCUUUAACUCUUUACAGAGACGCAUCUCGUUCAAUAUUAAACACUGAGCUGGAUUCAAAUGAGCACCUGCAUCAUGCAAGACAAGGAGCCAUGCCUGGCUAGUCAUUUUCAUCAUUACCAUCAUCUCAUUUUCUAAACACUAAAGGGGGUAAUUUCUCACGCCGUAAACACGGUCCAAUAAUCACUUGUGACACAGUUAUUGAUUAACAAAGCUAAUGUUUCCUGCGUGUUCAGUUGCUCCCAGCUGUUAAAAGUUAAAAAGCAGCAAAGCUGAUGAGCAGAAAAAGAAUCCUGUGAAGGCAAAACUGGACUUUUGAAAGCAAAUGAUUAACACAAUCAGAGA
Messenger RNA from Labrus bergylta (ballan wrasse), 3574 nucleotides. RefSeq names its product family with sequence similarity 110 member D (gene fam110d). Lineage: Eukaryota; Metazoa; Chordata; Actinopteri; Labriformes; Labridae. The record is from RefSeq and is a predicted model, not a curated record.